This is a messenger RNA of Neltuma alba, 759 nucleotides long. Its product is annotated as membrane magnesium transporter. Gene Ontology annotation, cellular component: early endosome; EMC complex; Golgi apparatus. Lineage: Eukaryota; Viridiplantae; Streptophyta; Magnoliopsida; Fabales; Fabaceae. The transcript has 4 exons. The record is from RefSeq and is a predicted model, not a curated record. The coding region runs from base 188 to 508 and encodes 106 amino acids.
AAAAUUGAAAUUGGCAGUUACACGGUGCUAGUGCUGCGAAUUGGCGCUUGCUUAGGGCUUCAGUUGCAAAUCGGCGAAGACAGUCCCUGCUUCUUCGACGGUCUGCGACCCGCGAUUCACCAAUCUCUAAAUUGGCGAACUCUCUGUAAUCUUCACCGUGUGAAGCACCGAAGGAUCUUCUGAAAUUAUGGGCUUAGGUUUCGCUAUCGGCGUCUUCGGGUUGCUUAUUCUAUUUCACGCUGCUUAUGCCACAAUCCAAUAUAGGGGUUUGUUGAAGAUUACGGAGGAAGAGUUUUCCGGACCCCCAAUGAAUGUGGUUGUUGAGUUGUUGCUGGGACUAGUGCUCUGUAUGUGGGCUGCACUGGCUGUGCCGGGGAAGUUUCUGUCUAUCCAUCCAGACUCCGAAGAGAACAGGAUUGUUUCUUUACCUGCCAACCUGGAUUUCAUGAUCUUCAACCAUAGAGGGAAGGUAUUUCCUAUGGACAUGGAUGUGAAGCUGAGGCAUUGAAGAAUUUUGGACCAAGCAAGAACCUUCAUCUUGUCAUAUGAAGAAGAAAAACCUCGUUUACACUUUCAAAACAUUUGGUUGUGCGUUGGGAAAUCUUCCUAUGUCACUCGCUAUUUAUCACUGACUUGAGAGAUUUUGCAGUUUUCAUUGUAGCUUCAAGCUAAAAUUUCUGCACUGCGCACUCAUCGUUGUUAUUGUGACACAAUUAUUUGAACUGUUCAUGAAAAUUUAGCCUGCAUUUUAACCAUACA